Molecule: messenger RNA, 1935 nt
Organism: Aspergillus saccharolyticus JOP 1030-1
Lineage: Eukaryota; Fungi; Ascomycota; Eurotiomycetes; Eurotiales; Aspergillaceae
Product: transient receptor potential ion channel family protein
Exons: 2
Coding region: 1-1935 (644 amino acids)
Biological process (GO): fungal-type cell wall biogenesis; transmembrane transport
Source: RefSeq, a predicted model, not a curated record
AUGCGUGCACUAUCUCGAUCGUCAUCUGGCUUGUUGCUCAUUACAUCUUUCUUUCGAGUUAUUCUUGCUGGUGAAUCCAUUUCAACGUCUGCUUUGGUAAACUGUGGGGUCAACACAGCCAUCAGCGUGACCUACUUCGAUGCCAGAUUGACACGGUCUGGAACCCUCGACAUCGCUUUUACUGGAUAUCUCGACAUAUCAGGCAAUGUCACGGCAGAUGUGGUGCUUUUAGUGUACGGAUACCAGAUUCUCAAUGACACGAUCAGCCUUUGCGAUCUGGGCCUAGCAAGCCUCUGUCCACUUGCAUCUGGCGCAAUUAACAUACCCCAGGCGAGUUUGAACCUUUCAUCUAUCAUGUCCUUGAUCCCAGAUAUUGGCUACACUGUUCCGGACCUUGAUUCCACAAUCCUCGUAUAUAUUUACAGUGACUCGGCUCAAAAGUCUAUAGCCUGUCUAUCAGCCGAUCUGUCCAACGAGCACACGGUUAAUCAAGUGGCUGUUUCGUGGGUUCUUGCGGUUAUGACUGGGCUGGGCUUGGUGGGCUCCGCUAUUGCCAUCAUCGGAGGCCGUCUUCAUUCCGCCCCGCACUUGUCCAUCGCGUCACUGACUUUGUUGGAAUUUAUGCAGUUGCAAGCAACGUUCGGCCUCUGCUCAGUCAGACUACCGCCUAUUGCACAGUCCUGGACACAAAUGUUCCAGUGGACUAUUGGAAUUGUACGGACCAGAUUUGUUCAGUCGUUCUGUCGCUGGUACUUACGUGCAACGGGAGGUACUCCGUCUACGGUCGUGGAGGACUCGAAAAGCAUUUCAGUGAUUGUGAAAAAGCGGGGGUUCUCCAAUGAUGUGCUCAGUUCAGGCAGGAGUCUUCUCCGAAGAACGGGUUCGGAUGUGUCAAAAAAUAACGAAAACACAGUGCAAGGCAUUUCUCGAAUAGCCUAUCGAGCUGGCAUUGAGUCCACCAAUGUAUUCAUGACGGCAUAUUUCUCAUUCAUGUUUGUUGCUUUUAUUCUCCUUGUGGGGCUGGCGGCAGCUAGACUGGGGCAUGCGAUCCUGAGAAGGUCUAACAAGAACAACCUACCGCGCUGGCUUGAGUCGGCACCUAUGCGCUUGCUGAACAGUAGCAGAGACCUGUGCCUUAUAUUUCUAACCAUUGCUCUUCCCUCGAUUACCCUAUUUACCUUUUGGGAGCUCACGCAAGUUGAUUCCGCCGGAAUACUGGUUUUGGCUAUAACCUGGGGCGUCGGGAUCAUCGUAUGCCUUGGGUGGGUUGCAGUGAGAACAAUCUUCUACGUCCAGAGUGGUCGGAAAUCAGGCCUGACCGCAGCGUACACUCUAUCUUUGGGACUCAUUGACGCAAAGAAUGUGCGAUUAAUCCACAUGUUCUAUACAGCCGACCGAUACUACUUCUUUGCCAUACAACAACUCUACAUCUUCGUGGGCGGGCUUACUAUUGCUGUUAGUCAGUCUGCUCCAGUCGCACAGUCUAUUAUCCUCGUGGUUAUCAAUGCCGUCAUGAUGGGUCUCGUGAUCUGGGCUCGCCCUUGCCGAGAACGAAGCAUGAAUUGUCGCGCCAUCGCAGUAGCGAUCAUCCAAUUUUUGAACUCCAUCUGCAUCCUCAUCUUCUCGGGUAUCUUCAAAGGCUCACCAAUGGCGGCUAGUGUUGUUGGUGUGAUAUUCUGCUUGUACAAUGCCAUCUACAUGCUAGUGCUUGUGGUUUGUCUGCUAAUUUCAUGGUUCAACGCCAUCCGUUCAAAGGAGCCUAAAACCCAGUACCAGAGCGUCGGCGACAUUCGCGAAUCGUUCCUAAAUUUACGUUCUUCACCUCCAAGAGAGCUCAUAGAUCCAAGCACCACCGCUCGGGAAAGGGCGAUGCCUUGUGACCAUCAAUGUUCAACCCCGCCAAUGCAUCACGAAUUAGACGAGUUGCAUAAUUGA